UUGCCCGAGUUCAGACGUUCACGUACUUACAAGAUCAAGUACGCCUAGAACCUAGUGGACGAGAUCUAGUCGAAUUAGUGGAACUGUACGAGCUCUAGUGGAACUUGGGCGUUUUAAUGGAAAUUUAGGAGUUCUAGUGAAUAUUUGGGAUUUUAGUGUGGACUGUUUCAGGAUUGUUUUGUGAUGUUUUUGUUUGCAAUUUUUUUGUUGUUGUUGACGGAGAAUGGACGUGCUACGUAUAGUACGAGAGAACUGGAGGGUUAUCCGAAGGGUUACUUGUCUGAUUGUCCUGGUUCAGACAAAGAAGCCUAUAUCACGAAGAAAAGCCUUAAACACCUGUCAUUUAUGAUCCAAACGGGCACCGACCCGAAUGCUGUCAAAAGAAAAUAUAACUACUACCAAAUGGCAAAUCUGGCUAAAGACCCAGAUCUAGACUUUAGGAAGAAGACUUGUAUAUAUGUGGGAGGAUAUUUGGAUAGCCCAAACUUUUUGUUCGCUAUGGCAUCAGCGAGGGCUUAUAAGGCAUUGGGCUACAACGUUUUGAUGUUGGAUACUAAUAUGUUUACUACUAUGGAGUAUCCUCGGGCCGCCCGUUUCAUGCGUCCGGUUGGUAAACACACUGCCAAGAUGUUAGUACAACUUACUAACAGUGGCUUAGACCCGAAGAAACUAGAAAUAGUGGGCCUCAGUCUAGGAGGUCAGACUGCGAGCUUCAUUGCCAAGAACUACAGAGACCUAACGAAUGUUACAAUAGCUAGAAUAACUGGAUUGGACCCCGCUGGGCCUUGCUUCAGAAAUCUAGGACCUGAUGAAAGGAUAGAUAAAAGUGAUGCGGACUUUGUCGACAUAAUCAGUACGAAUAUUGACGGAUUCGGAAUGGCAGCCCCUGUCGGCCAUGUUAAUUUUUAUGUCAACGGUGGUGAAUUUCAACCAGGCGAUGUUAUGUGGGUGUUCUGUACAGUAUUGUGCAGUCAUAUAAGAUCGUAUACUCUGUGGAUGUCGGCUUUGAAGAACCCUAAUUCGUUUAUCGCGAUCCAAUGCGACUCUGUGCAACAGGCGAGAGACAAAAAAUGUUUUGACAGAACGCCGUUAGUGACGAAUGUGAUGGGUUUGAAUGUUGACAAAAGCAAAGAAGGUAUUUUCUACCUAGCAACUGAUUACGCAUACCCCUACUAUUUGGGUGAAAAGGGUGUGAAAAGGGAGAACGAUUUUUUCAUAUCCAUGACUUCCUCUUUGAAUCAAAAAAGUGUGAUAAAAAUUUAAAUUAAAGUGUUCGUUUAUAAAAUAAGUAGAAAAUUUUACAAUGUCCAGUACAAAAUAAGUGCGAAUACAUGUUCGAGAAUAAUUUUAUUCAGAUCAUUAGCUGUUUUAAAAAACAAAAGCAGGAAACCUGUCCUAUUUUGUAGUUUACCACACGACACGCGACAAUUAUGUACAUUUCCAAAGAUUAAAUAUCAUCUCUAUCGAGCUGCUAAUAUUAAUUAUAUAAUUAGUAGGGGACUACUAGUUUAUCUUUCAUUGUCACGCAGUGCAAUUUCUACUGGUUUAUGUAAUUAAUUUAACUCUAUCAAGCAGCGCCAUCUAUAACCAUGCGCGUGAACUGCGAAGUGUAUUAAUGGUUCUACAAACAUCAUUGGUUCUCAUUGAAAUAAUUCCAUACAUACAUUAGUUGUUCAGAGACGUGUCCAUAGAUGGCGCUACUUAUAUUUUUUAUAGAAACGGGUCUCAGUUUAUUUUAAUUUUUAUUAUUACUUUUGUCUCUAAGUUGUAUACAAGGUUUUACAAAAUUUAAGCAAAGAUUACCUUCCUUGGCAAUUUUUCACUUUAUUUAAUAUUUUUACUAGCCUAAAAAAUUAAAGUUAAAGACUGGAACAAUGCCUUGCAAAAUUUAUGCAAGGUACCUAUACCUAGCUUGACAAAUUUUUAUUUUGCCUUCAUUUUAAAAUAAAUAUAAUAAAGUAAACAUUAAAAAAAACAUAAACUAUUCGCUAACUCAGUUGCUUUAGGAAACCUACUGAAAUCAUUUAAUGAUUUUAGUGCCACGAAAUGUAGUAUGUCACUUAAGGCAUACCUACGUCAGAAAAUGAAUAAAAAAAAUAACAAAGUAGGUACCUACCUAAUUAAUCAAGGAUUGUUUUCAUUCACACUUGAAUCAAACUGUCUCAAAGAGUUCAAACAUAUUUUACAUUUUUGGCACAAUUUGAUUUAUAUUCAAGAGGUUCUUGCUUCGUUUCUCUUUCAGAUGCGAUGCGAUUUGCCUGAUUUGUAUUAAAAUGUAAAAUAAUCUUUUUUUUAAACGACUUCAAAAAAGGAGGUGGUUCUCAAAUUCGCCAUUAAUUAACCAAUUUUAAAAAUUCUUCUUUUAUUUGAAAGAGAUCGGUCCCAUUUCAUUUUCAUGAAAAUCAGUUUAGUAAUUUUGUGUUAAUUCUUAUUUAUGAGAAAAGAUUAUUCUAACCAGCACCUAAGGUACUUACUAAACAGAGUUUUCUAAACUCGACAUUGAAUGCUUAAAUCACCUGUUUAAUCACAUUAGACCUAUUGAACAACCAAAUUGGCUUGUUUUUAAUUUAUUCUAUUUUUUUAAAUCUAUUCAAGGUCAAAUACUGGCCGAUUAAAACGCAUUGGAAUUGCAAGCAGCUGCCUACCUGGCCACUCUUUGAAACUUCAGUCUUUGUUCAUAUAAAUAAGAAUUAUUAUUACGCAAAUAAAAGCGUUCGCAUAUUAGUCCACCGCACUUUUUACCGCAUAUUUUGCAUACCAGCUUUGCGGAGCAAAUGAUGAUUCUUUCCCUCAAUCUACUAUAUCU
Messenger RNA from Bicyclus anynana (squinting bush brown), 2806 nucleotides. RefSeq names its product lipase member H-A. NCBI's taxonomy places the organism in Eukaryota, Metazoa, Arthropoda, Insecta, Lepidoptera, Nymphalidae. The coding region runs from base 184 to 1263 and encodes 359 amino acids. The transcript is spliced from 3 exons. Gene Ontology annotation, molecular function: lipase activity. The record is from RefSeq and is a predicted model, not a curated record.